ACGUCGGCUAUUUUAAAAACUGAAUGCCGUCUUAAAAUCUCGUGCUGAAAAUCAAAUCACUCCACUUGAAUUCCACCCCCAUCAACUACAACAGUUAGGGUUUCAUUGGUGUUGCCUGAUAAAAUGUUCACCGCCCAACUAUAGCUCCUCCCUCGAUUACUCAGACUGGUUACGUGUGGUUGUUGCGAGUGGGAGAAGUGAGUGCGAUGAGAGAGCAAGAGCAGUAGUGUACACACACACACCAAGUACUUCAAUUUUGAACAGUGGAACUUGUACGAAAUAACGAGAUUUUACUGCCCGGUUCAACAGUUUCAAAGCAGCAUUGGAUUGGAAGUUUGUCGGCUGAAAAGGGGACAUUUCAGAAGGAAUUUUCAAGCAAUGUACCUUCAAAACGCACUACGCCGCUAGUUUGGAUAGCUCGCCCGCGAGAGUUUUCUGGCUAGCUGGGUAUUUUGUUGUGCGCUAAGCGCUCCAGCUGUUGAACUAUGGCGCUCAAGGCGAGAGUUUUAUACGACUUCAAUUCCGAAAACCCCGGCGAGAUUUCAGUAAAGGAAAAUGAAAUAGUGACUCUGUACAGCGAGCAGGACAUUGAAGGCUGGCUAGAAGGAUCCAACACCAAAGGUGAGAGGGGUCUCUUCCCAGCGUCCUACGUCGAGGUUGUGAAGAGCGAUACUGGCACCACGUUGAAUAACAACAGCACAUCUGGCGACACGUACCAAGGAUCACGAUACAGCAAUAUUCCAGCCGGGGGCUUCGCAGAACCCACUUCCUAUAAAAUCCAGAAUCAAACUGACAACUUGACCAAAACACCAGCAACUUCUCCUGGUUUUACUGCAUUUUCGCCGCCUAUCCCGGUACAACAGCAGCACGUUUAUCAAGCCAGCCAAGGCAGCGAUGAUGACUGGGACGAUGACUGGGACGACAGCUCGACGGUGGCGGACGAACCCGGGGUUGUUGGAGGUAGAUACUCCGGGGACUUGGACUCCAACGGACCGGCUACCUACAGAGUGUCGACUUCCUCGGUGUCCAGAGGCAGCAAUGCCCAGCAGGCGAAGAGUUCCGCCACGGUCAGUAGAAACCUCAAUAGGUUUUCAACAUUUGUGAAGUCCGGAGGGGAGGCGUUUGUGUUGGGUGAGGCUGCCGGGUUUGUGAAAGACGGGGAUAAAAUCUGUGUCGUCAUGGGACAAUACGGCCCGGAGUGGCAGGAGAACCCGUACCCCUUUGCCUGUACCAUCGACGACCCCACUAAACAGACCAAGUUCAAGGGAAUGAAGAGCUACAUUGCGUACAAGCUGACGCCCACUCACACACAGACGCAAGUGAACCGGAGAUAUAAACACUUUGACUGGCUCUAUGCCCGGCUGGUGGAGAAGUUCCCUGUCAUCUCGGUGCCCCACAUCCCGGAAAAGCAGGCCACGGGACGGUUCGAGGAGGACUUCAUCUCCAAAAGGAGAAAGGGCUUGAUAUGGUGGAUGAAUCACAUGACCAGCCAUCCAGUCCUCUCCAAGUGUGACGUUUUUCAGCACUUUCUCACCUGCAACAGCACAGAUGAGAAGGCCUGGAAGCAGGGGAAGAGGAAGGCCGAGAGGGAUGAGAUGGUGGGGGCCAACUUCUUCCUCACCAUCUCCACGCCCUCCGGACCCUCACUCGACCUGAUCGAAGUCGAGUCCAAGAUCGACGGCUUCAGGGCCUUCACGAAAAAGAUGGACGAAAGCGUGGUGCAGGUGAACGCCACCACCAACGAGUUCGCCCGCAAACAGAUCACGUGGUUCAAGAAGGAGUACCAGAAGGUGGGCCAGGCCUUCAGGGUCCUGGGCCAGGCCUUCGAGCUGGACCAGCAGGCGUACUCUCUGGGCCUGAACCAGGCGAUCGCCUUCACCGGGGAGGCGUACGACGCCGUCGGGGAGUACUUUGCGGAGCAGCCGAAGCAGGAUGUGGAUCCCCUGAUGGAUUUGCUCCAGCUGUACCAGGGCCACCUGGCUAACUACCCGGACAUCAUCCACGUGCAGAAAGGUGCACUAACCAAGGUGAAGGAGUCACAGAAACACGUGGAGGAAGGCAAGAUGGACACGCCACAGGCCGAAGGAGUGAAAGAGCGCUGCAACAUUAUCUCCUUUGCCACACUGGCAGAGAUCCAGCACUUUCACCAGAUCCGUGUGAGGGACUUCAAGGCCCAGAUGCAGCAGUAUCUGACGGAGCAGAUCGGAUUCUUCCAGAAGAUCACCGGCAAACUCGAGGAAGCCCUGCAGAAGUACGAUAAUGCCUAGAGGAGAGAGGGACAUCCCUUAUUGGCCUAGAGCUGAGCAACCACAAACUGAUUGGUUGAUAUCUCAGCUCAAACCUUCCUGAUGGUCUAAUAUAGGUCCGGAUCUAUCCCUUGACAUCCCUCAGCCAGCCAGUCGUGGAAACCCCAGGUGAACAUUUCCUGCUCAGGAAAGUUGAAAGAUCACCAAGUCUUUGGCUUCUGUACAUGUUGGUUAACGACAAGGGAAAAAGUGGCUGGCUGUUUGCUAUGUAUUGAAUAACAGGGGGUGAUGGUGGUUGGUUUGUGUCAUAGUCCUGUGGGUGGGUGCUAUUAUUUAGGUCACUACUUGACAGAAGGACAAGGGUUAUAUACAGUAUGUACAUUUGUUUAUCUACUGCUGCUGUCAUGCAACGCAUUGAAGGAAUGGUGUUUUUAGCCUUAUAAAUCUCACUGUGAAGCCUAAAUCCAGUGGUUUUAACGAAGUGUCAAUAAGUUAACUUUCAACAUAAACUGACAGUGACUUAUUUCCGUCGAAGUGGCCUGUUAACAUAAGAGUGGUUGUUGGUGUGCUCUACCCUGGUAAACAGUUUAAACACUGCCUUCUAGUAACACUUCAGACCUUCAUAGCGUGUGUUCUAAAUGGCAGCCUGUUCUCACUGUGUUGAGAAUAGGAUGCUAUUUGGCCUGUAAUCAGUGCGGCUAUUCCUAACCUGAGCAGAACCCUCUUUGGCACGACAACCAGUCAGGUGUCACCACUGUCUUCACCUGUGCCUUUUCUUGAUUGUCUUUCUUGGGUUGUAACUUUAACUUCCAUUUUAAAGGUUUAUAUAAUUACAUAAAUAUAUUUGUCUUAUUUUGUUUUUGCUACACUCUGGUUUUUCGCUAUCUUAUUGAUCAAAAGAUUCUCUUGAAUCGUGAGACGCUUUUGGACGAGCUCCUGUGUUUGUCUGAUUAGAGGGACGUGGUCCGUCAUUGGACCAAGUGCCUCGCUGAAGCCUGAUUUGGGGCUCCUCGUGGAGCCCAGCGGGCUGUUGUCCAGUGGUUCACCCUGAUGGGGCUCGCGGGCAUCUUACGGCGAGGAUUAAUGCUACACGGACAGCUUUCAUUUAUAUGGUCUUGCUGCAGUUUUGGGGUCCAUACUGUGGACCGCAAGGCGUCGACACCAACUGGAGAACUCCGCUGAGCCCUGGAGCGCAACAGGACUCUCAAAUGGAAAUGGCCUGACUCACAACUGAAACGGACCGGGCAUUUUAGCCCACCCUGAAAUGACGUUUUAAGCUUAUUUUAAAACUAUUCAAAAUGCUCAGAAAUGUAUAUAUCUUCUUUUUUUUUUUUAGGUUGGGUUCAGUUUGUUGACAGACCGUUCUCCAGGAUAUGCAUGCUUUUGUGUCACCGGGACUGAGUUUGGGAGAAUGCACUAGGGAGAUCCUUCCUUACCUGUGUUGAAUGCAGUCUUUCUAUCGAGUGCAGAUCGUUAAUCCUGCUCAAAUCACAAGCUAUUUUUUGCACUACAUUUGGCUGGAGCCCAAAUAGAUCAGAUCAAAUGUGAUGCACUAAAUAGGGAUUCGGGUGACAUUUAGGUUGCAGAUCGGGACACCUCAGCAGGCCUCGCUGCUUGUUUAACUUAAAUGUGCCGGUGGUGGCGUCACAAACCGUUUAGUCUGGAGGCAGAGGCACCUAAAUAAAGUAUUCACAGAUCACUGUU
This is a messenger RNA of Esox lucius (northern pike), 3950 nucleotides long. RefSeq names its product sorting nexin 18a (gene snx18a). The record is from RefSeq and is a predicted model, not a curated record. Bases 486 to 2267 code for a protein of 593 amino acids. The transcript has 3 exons. Lineage: Eukaryota; Metazoa; Chordata; Actinopteri; Esociformes; Esocidae. Gene Ontology annotation, molecular function: phosphatidylinositol binding; protein binding. Gene Ontology annotation, cellular component: plasma membrane; cytoplasmic vesicle. Gene Ontology annotation, biological process: plasma membrane tubulation; mitotic cell cycle; protein transport.